AUGUCCAUACAACCUGCAGCACCCACCUCCGACAGACGCGUCCUCGACCGCCUAUGGUUCCACCCCGUGGUGGUCAUUGUCGUUGGUAUCGGUUCGUCUCGUUCGGGGGAGAAUGUUGAGAAGGCCGCGAAAGUCGAGUGUCUACUUUAUCGACAUGCAUGUGGUGCUGCAAUGUUUCACUUGGAUGGGACAGGCGAUGUCGGCUCCUUUCCCUUUCUGUCACCCAAUAUAUGGCCCAAUACCUGCAGCACGGCAUCGUGGCUGUUUCCGGGUUCCUGUUUGGUUCCUGGCGUAAGCCCUGCGCUCUGCACGUCUGGCGCACAUGGCACAUGGGCUGAUGGGCCACAGGCGACACAGCAGCACAUGGACCACUGGAAUCUUGGAGCCCUGGAAGAGGCCAGGCGGGGCCAGGCUCUCUGGCCGUCUGCCCAGAGAGGCGCAAAGCAAACUAACGAAAUAGUGGGCCCCUAG
Molecule: messenger RNA, 471 nt
Organism: Sporothrix schenckii 1099-18
Lineage: Eukaryota; Fungi; Ascomycota; Sordariomycetes; Ophiostomatales; Ophiostomataceae
Exons: 1
Coding region: 1-471 (156 amino acids)
Source: RefSeq, a predicted model, not a curated record